Molecule: messenger RNA, 1432 nt
Organism: Temnothorax curvispinosus
Lineage: Eukaryota; Metazoa; Arthropoda; Insecta; Hymenoptera; Formicidae
Product: lipid storage droplets surface-binding protein 2-like
Exons: 4
Coding region: 404-1234 (276 amino acids)
Biological process (GO): positive regulation of triglyceride storage; lipid storage
Cellular component (GO): lipid droplet; cytosol
Source: RefSeq, a predicted model, not a curated record
AACUUGACAGUAGCGGCGUAAUCUCGUGGCAUCUCGUGACAACCAUAUUUCCGCUCAAUACCGGGUGAUGAAAAAUGACAGCAAACGGAGCAACUUAUUUGCUACUACGUAAGUGUGUAUAAAUAAUUGAACUCGCAAUCGUCCGCAUAAACAAAUUUCGUAGUGAAAUGAGUCAGGGAUCAAGGUACAAAGGCUCCGAUGGUUGUGGAGAGGGACAGUGAGAGAAGAGAAUAAAAGAAAGAAAGAGUAACAAAGAAGGAGGAAUACAAAGCCAUAGCUGCCAUAGGGCAGCAGGCCUGCUGGCGUCCAGUCGCGACGAUCGCGUCGAACUGUGCAGUAACAGGAACCAAGAGCAGGUUAUUCGUUUUAUCCAUGAAAAGGAGAUCUCUAUUCAAUUACAGCCAUGGAUACGGAAUUCUCGGAUCAGUCUUAUCGAAUUCAAGCUGUCGAUCGCGCACGUAAAAUACCCAGCGUGAACUACUUGUGGGAUAAAUCUACAGAGGUAUACGAACGUGUAAAAGGCACAAACACAUUUGUGAAUUGGGCCUUUGACACUGUUGAGAGCGUGGUGAAUACGAUGAUAGAGAAGUCCCUGCCAGUUGCUCGAUUGAUGGAGAAACCAAUUUAUACGCUGGAUAAAACACUGUGUCAGGGCAUCGAUUUCGUCGAAGUAAAUCUACCGAUAAUCAAAGAAGAACCCAAACAGAUAUUAGAUCGCACCAAGUCUAUGGUAUCUGAACGUCUCCGUCCUGCAGUUAAAACUUUUACCGAUUUAAAGCAGGAAACCAAGCAGAGAGUAAGGGUUAUGACGUUACUUACUUAUUACAAGGUUCAUUACUUACGUAUCUACAGCUGGCAACAAGCCGACAAGGUCAUGUCAACUGAAACUGGUAUCAAUAUUUUAAAGACUGUUGACAAUACGACUGAUUUUGCUGAAGUUAUGUUGGACAAGUAUCUACCUCCUCCGGAAGAGGAAAUUCACACUGAUACAGAGCGGUAUUUAUGUAGCGAACACGUUAAGCUACAUCAUACGAUGGAAAGACUGAGCGAAUUCAGUACUCGAGCAUACAGACGUAUUUACUACGCGUUAAUGGAGAGGUUGCAGCAUAUGUAUAAGAUAGAAAUACUUAUUUUGGUGUUACAUGUGCUUGUGGUUAUCCAGGCUAUCAAUUUCUUGGAAUCGGUAGUGAGUUUCAUUUUUAAAUUAUUCAGCGACUGCCUCUUCUCGUCUUAGAAACACGCUCUAGUCCGUUUUAAUCGUGUAUGCGAUAGCACUUAAAAAAUCAGAUUAUUUUUGCCAUUUUUACACAAAAAUUAUGCCCGACACGAGUAUAUUUUACUUGCAAACGGCGAAUUUUACUUAAUGCGGACAUCGUGAAACGUGUGACCAUUCGCGGAAUAAUUUCACGGUCCAAAAUAGAUUAAAAAGAAA